UGAAUUGUGUGUAAACCCAUUACCAUCAAUAUCUUUAUCCAAAUCCAAAUACAAUUAACUAAUGAAAUGCCAGAGCUCAAAUCAAUCAAAGCACACUCGAGAUGCUUUCUGCCUAACUUUAGAUCCUUGAAAUUCGUCUAGAGAACUCUACUAUCCUCCACGUAUUCAAGUACGUGUUGCGUCCCUGCGACCCUCCUCCAUUCUCUCGACGCCGCGCGUCACACACCCACCAUUUCCCGAACCCUCCACCGCCAUAAAUAACCAAACCACUCGUCCAUUCCAAAACAAAAUCACCACAUUCACCACCACAAACAUCAAUCAAAGGAGAACAAGAACAAGCUCGAAAACACUCACAUCACAACAAUGGCAAGCGAUGGAAGCGACGAGUUCAGGCUGGUGUCACCCUCGAUAAGCAACGAGGGGAGGCUACCAAGACACUACACCGAUGAAGGACAAGGAGCGAAGAAGAACAUAUCUCCACCGUUGGAGUGGUACAACCUCCCGCAGGAUACUAAAUCUCUAGCUCUCGUCGUGGAGGACAUUGACGCGCCUGAGCCGGAGGAUCCAAUUGUGCCCUGGACCCACUGGGUGGUUGUCAAUAUCCCGCCGACGAUUAAGGGGCUGCCGGAGGGAUUCUCCGGCAAAGAGGAGGAGAUGGGCGGGGACUAUUCCGGGAUCAAGGAAGGGACCAAUGAUUUGAAGAAAACUGGGUGGCAUGGUCCUAGGUUGCCCAACCACGGUCAUAGGUUGCAGUUUAAGCUUUAUGCUUUGGAUGAUCAGCUUCACCUUGGUAACAAGGUGACGAAGGAGAAGCUGUUGGAUUCCAUUGGAGGGCAUGUGCUAGGAGAAGCUGGCUUGACGGCUAUUUUCUGAUGUGUUAAUGUAAAAAUAUAUAUUAAUAUUGUAAGGUUGUUGUGUGUGUUAGAUACUCAUGUACCAUUAUGAAUGUGAUACCAAGCAAUGAGAUUUUUAAGCAUUCUGUCAAAUAAUCCUUUGCUUGUAUCUCUUUUUUAUUAAUUAUUGUUUGAACGAAUAAUUAUUUCCAAGAAAUU
Lotus japonicus is the source of this 1052-nucleotide messenger RNA. RefSeq lists its product as uncharacterized. The record is from RefSeq and is a predicted model, not a curated record. The transcript is spliced from 2 exons. The coding region runs from base 364 to 873 and encodes 169 amino acids. NCBI's taxonomy places the organism in Eukaryota, Viridiplantae, Streptophyta, Magnoliopsida, Fabales, Fabaceae.